AUGGCGAGCCCGCAGCAGGGCGGCCAGCAGGCGCCAGUCAUGAUCAAGCCCGCGCAGAUCGACAGCCUCCCCUUCCUCGACGACAGCUCCAAGCAGCAGUACAAAUCCGGCCUCGCUAAUCUGUGGCAUACCUACGACUCCAACCCACAGGGCAGCUCUGCGCGCGCCGAAGCCGAGCAGAAGAUCCGCACCGCGAGCACCAAGUUGAUGGCGCAGCUGGCUUCGGCGAACGCUCGACGACCGGGCUCGGGCGCAGGCCAGCAGAGGCCGAACACAGCAGGACAGGGUGGGAUGGGGCAGCAACAGCCGGGGAACGCACAACAGAUGGCUCAGGCACAAGCGCAGGCUCAGGCUCAAGCUCAAGUCCAGGCGCAAGCGCAAGCACAAGCACAGGCGCGACAGGCUGGAGGAGCACAGGGCCAGCAGGGGCAGAUUCGGCUGAGCGAGCAACAGCAGCAGGAAAUCAACGAUACCAAGAUUGUUCAGCCGAACGGCAUGAGCAAUCAGCAGUUCGAGGCUCUGAAGGCCCACUGGCGCAAGCAAGCCUUUGACAUCCUCGUGCGGCGCGAGGCCAUCAUGAAUCAAGCUCGCCGACUCCAGCAAGCCAUUCAGGCCGCGCAGCAAAAGGGCCAGACUGUGCCUGAGCAGAACAUGAAGCAGUUUGGCGAAGCGAAGAGGGCGCUGGAGACAGCGAGCGCUCGUUGGAAGACGUGGAAGACGAUGGCCGAGUCGGGCCAGUUGGGCGUGAACCAGCAGCAGCAGAGGGCGCAGUCGCAAUCCCAGCAAGGCGGUGGGAAUGGACCACAGCAGCAGCAACAACCGCAGCAGCAGCCGCCGCAGCAGGAUGUCAAGCAGCAAGUCAAUACUGACCAGCGCACCUCCCUCUCGCCACCGCAACCGCAAGCCGGGUUUCCACAGCAGCCCCCGAACCAGCAGGCGACGCCCGCGCAGCAGCCAAAUGCGCCGCCGCAACAGCAACAAACGCCGGUCCAGCAGCAGCAACAACAGACCCCGCAGACCGCGACCCAACCUCACCCACCGCAGAAUUUCCCGCAGCAGCAGAAUAUGCAGCAGCAAAAUAUGCAGCAGCCGCAGCAGCCUCGCCCACAAAUCAAUACCCAACAGGUGCAGAAUCCCAAUCAGAUGGGGCAGCCGCCAAACCAACAGACGCCCGGCUCGGCAAUGCCCAACAGCGCGACGCAACCCAACCCACAGCGCCCGCAGCCACUCAACCACCAGCAGGCCAUGUCGCAAGCCGCUGAGAGCUACUCGCGUCAGCAGCAAGCACAGCAGGGCCAGCCUGGCCAGCAACCGCAACCUCAACUACCCAACGGCCUCCCAUUCAACAACAGCAACAACCCGCCCGGCUCCGCGACACAACAAAACACCCCCACCGCCGUCUACCCGAACCUCCAGACCACCCAAACCAGCAGCGCCAACACCAAGUUCCCCAUUCCGAAGCAGCUGCAGCUCGAUCCACGCACCCAGAAUGCCGUUGGCGCACCUCCAUCUCGUCCCACGCUGAACAACCAGGGCAUGAUGUUCAACCCUGGUGUCGCUCGCGCACCUCCCUACACCCUCGAAGGCGAAGGCGAUCGCGUCCUGAGCAAGCGCAAACUCGAUGAGCUCGUCCGUCAAGUCACCGGUGCGGCGCCUUCUUCCAGCGGUGGUGAGUCCAGCGGUGGUGAGUCCAGCGGCGUGCUUUCGCCCGACGUCGAAGAGAACAUCCUGCAGAUGACGGAUGAUUUCGUAGACUCUGUCAUCACCGACGCCUGUCGUCUCGCGAAGCUCCGGCCCAACCAGACCCUGGACAUUCGCGAUGUGCAGAUCGUGCUCGAGCGCAACUACGGCAUUCGCAUUCCGGGCUACAGUCUGGAUGAAGUGCGGACGGUGAGGAAGUUCCAGCCGGCGCCAGGAUGGCACAGCAAGAUGCAGGCCGUGCAGGCGGGCAAGGUGAUGAGCAGCAGGGAUUCAUAG
Messenger RNA from Zasmidium cellare ATCC 36951, 1977 nucleotides. RefSeq lists its product as uncharacterized. Gene Ontology annotation, cellular component: SAGA complex; transcription factor TFIID complex; SLIK (SAGA-like) complex. The transcript has a single exon. The record is from RefSeq and is a predicted model, not a curated record. Gene Ontology annotation, molecular function: TBP-class protein binding; DNA binding; protein heterodimerization activity. The coding region runs from base 1 to 1977 and encodes 658 amino acids. Gene Ontology annotation, biological process: DNA-templated transcription initiation; RNA polymerase II preinitiation complex assembly. Lineage: Eukaryota; Fungi; Ascomycota; Dothideomycetes; Mycosphaerellales; Mycosphaerellaceae.